UGGCUUCUUUGUAAUGCCCAGUAGAUAACUUAAGUUUCUGCUGUGUUAAAUUGAAAAAUAUGUGAUAAAAUAAAAUGUGAUUAUUAUGAAAAAAAUGCUGAUAGCAAAAUAGCUCUAUGUCGAAAAGUUUUGUGACUGGUUAGCUAGAAUAACGGACUUGAUGAUGCCUUUCGACAAAGCUUCUGAAAUUAAAUGCAAGGAGAUCGAUAAAAUCAAACGUCGUCAUAAAACUGACGACUCUGCUGUUGCAUCAACUCUAAGAUGUGGUGAAGAUACUUUACAGUGCUCAAAAAUGGAGAAUGUGGACGAAAAUACUGGAAAACCAACCGAUUUGUGUUUACAAGGCAAUACCCACCUCAUAUCUAGUACAACGAGCAGUCUUGCCGAUACGCCCGGCGAUUCUGGAGUUUUGUGUUUGGAUAGCGAAGCAUCAGAGGCUACGAGUCAAGCUCUUAUGUCUCAUAGCCUUGUAGGGGCCGAAGAAUUAACGUGCGAUAGUAUCUACGAUGCCAUCCCUAGUGGUUCCCAAGACAUGAUAAAGAGUACCAAUAGCAGUAUCAUGACUCGCAGUGACAUAGAUAACCAAAAUGUAGGAGCACCUGAUGAUAUUGUACCUGAACUUUUGAUAGAAGUUCAUUCAAAGCCUGUGUAUGAGAAUCUACCAGAUGUUGUUCUAAAAGCUUUGGAGAGUGAGAAAGUUUGUACUGAUGAUGUUAAAAAGUCUGCACUAAGGUCAACUGAACCAAAGAAAUCUUUAUCAGAGGACAUUGUAUAUAGGCGGAGAUGUAGAAAAAAGUCACAAAGUGGUCCCAGCUCACAGAAAAAAAGGGUAUCAUUUCAUGAGGACAUUUUAAAUAAUACCAGAACUGAUAACAUUCAUAUAGAAAGAGGUUUCAUUUCUUAUGGGCCAAAUGGUUCAUAUUGUGAUAAAUUCAGGCAAAAGAAUGCUGUAAAUGACAGAUUCUCAUGGUGUUCCUCUGGAGAUAGGCAACAACCCAAAUAUGCUGCAGAUGUAGCUCAACAGACAAUGUCAGAUAUACUAACAUAUGGGGAUUCAAAGCAUGACAGAAGUGGUAUAUUUGAAUAUACUCAAGGCUUUGAAAGAAAUAAUCAAGAUAAUAAGGAUUCUGAUAAUAAUAAUGAAACAAAAGCCACAAACAAAAUGUAUGGCUGUGACUCUAAUAGCUCAGAUUCAAACUUCAGCUGCGAUUCAGAAACCUCAUCUAGUGACUCUUCCUCCUCACACUCACAUAAAACAGAAACAUUGCAAGUCCACAAAAAAACCGACAAAACCCAAAAGUCGUUCUCAUGUGAUGGCUUCGAGAAUGGUGGAGGGCAUGUGUCGUUCAUAAGAAAGACAUAUUUUUCGGAAGCGGAUAUAGAUCAGAACAACGAUCGAAACAACAAGCCUUUAGAAGUCACACAGAGCCCGAUCACAGUGAAAUCGGUCCUCAAGAAAAAAAGAUACAUCAGCACAAAUAUCGUAGAGGAGAGAAAGAAUAAUAACAAAGUCUUGAAUUUACUUGAUGCCAACAACAUAAUUGAUUCAUUAAAGAAUUUUUAUAAAAAUUUUAAUUUCAACUUUGCACCCGAAAAGGGCUUGCCAGAAACUAGUUUGGAACUUAACAAUGUUGUUGAGGCGCUAUCAUGUGAUGUCAAUCAGAAUACUAAGAAAAUAUCAAAGAGUCUAGACUCUGGAUUUCAAAUCGACGAUGAGGAUGACUUUGUUGAAAUCAAUCUUAACUCUCAACCAUUAGAAUUGGAUAAACCUAAAGAAGUAAUGACUGGUUCCAGGACUUCUGUUACAGGCGAUAGAACCCCGAGCGAGGGCUCGCCUCGUCAUAAACUGACCCUUAAUAUGAAAGCACAACACGAUAAAAAACUAUUAAACAAAGACGUGCUGCCACCGCUCAGCAAGUACGUGGUGAACUGCGAGAGUACUGUGUAUGAGCACAAAGGAGUUUCUUACAGCUACGUGCAUGAUACAUUUCAGACAGCAUUCGAAGCACCCAAAGAAUCUUUCGUACCGAUACCAGAAUCUACACCCAUUAAGGAGAUCGUGUUGAGUUCAAGCAAGACGGAUUUGAACAAACAGUCCGACGAUAAUAAUUCAAGUAGGACAUCUACACCAAAGCGCCAGUUCAACAAGAACGUCCAGGAGGAAACUGAACAGAAGAACGGCAUGUCCAAGCACCUGUCAUCACCAAAAAAGCAGAAUGUCAACAGAUACAGUCGCAAAUCCGCUUCAACGGCUGCACAGAAGAAUGAUGACGUCAGCGACAACUGCUCCAACACAGACAACUCAACCCUAAAAGGCGCCGACGACUUCAACGACGACUUCUUCGACAGUCCAUCGAAUCAGAAAUUGCAAAGCAACAAAUCAAUCAUACUAAACAGAUAUCUCAAAAACGUAUGUCAGAAGAAAGAUCUCGAACUGAAGAUAAAAAACAACAAGUUCUAUCAGCUCAAAUUGAGAAUGGAGAGGCUCUUCCCCAGCAUCAUAUAUCCGUUUAAAGAGGUGUCCGACACUUAUCACAUUUCCGCAGCAAGGAUGUCGCGGCUCAUCGACAAGGAAAUUAUAGAGAACAAGCGUUUGUCAGUCAGGUUACUGACGGCCGACGAACCGUCAUACUUCGACAGCUUCGAAGACAAUGUGGCCAUCGAAUGCAAUGAAAAGCUCAGGCUUCAGAUAUUCUCAUAUCCUAAUGAAACACUAAAUAGGAUGAUGAAAGUACAGUCUCCAUACAAUAUGGAGGACGGGUCUUGGACGCCACUCCUAGUUUUCAUCACGGACUACGCGCUUUACGUGGCCAGUGUGAAGCCGGGGGGUACGGAGUAUGACAUCCUUUGCAGACUACCCCACGUUGAACUAGACGCAAUCGCUGUCGGCCCUGAAGCUCAUUACAUACAAGUUAUCGACGUGGCUGGUAACAUAGCGUGUUCUGUGGUCACUGGCGAGUCGUCCUUAGGGGCGAGGCUGGCGUCAAGUCUGGAAUGGAGCGCUAGGACUUCGCCCCUCCGUAUACAACGCCCUCCGGCUAUGCUGCCGCUAUCCUGCAAGCAUCUAGCCGCCGCUGUCACUAGGAAGAGGCAUGAAACAAGGGUGCCGCCGAUUUUGUACUAUGGUCGAGCGUGCUCCGGGGACGCCGAGGAUCGUUUGGUGGAGGCGCCUGGAGCCUUCGCCCCCCCGCUGGAGGGGUACCUCAUGUGCAAGACUGAUAGGAGCAAGAGAUUUGAACCGUGCUACUUCCUACUAAGGGCUGGUGUCCUCCACUGGGGUCCUCACUCGCCGGACGGGACCCCACUACCCAAUAACAUAUCUCUCCGCUCCGUGGUAGGGGUCAGGCGUCAUAUAGACGUGUCCCGCAGACCCCACUGCUUCGAGAUAGCAUUAGGGGACAAUAGCAGACUGUUACUGGCGGCACCCGAUGACCCCACAGCUUCAUCAUGGCUGCAAUCACUAUUACUACACGCUGCUCAGGCUCUCGAAGAAAAGGAUGGAUGUAAGAAGUGUGAACGUGUGGGUCCACCACCAGCCUGUACUAUACUGGUGACCCCCAACGAGGUGGUCAGUUUGAGAGACACCUUGGAUCUAGCCUUCGUAGCAGGAGCAGCCGCCUACCUUAAAGACAGGGGCUCGGAAGCCCUGUUCAAAGAAUACAUCGAGGAAAUGAACACAGACAUAGAAAUAUUAGCCUGCGGUUCAAUAAAGAAUCUUACGGCCUUCAAAAUACCCGACAACGACGAGAACUGGUGUUGUUUGGAGUGGAGUGUUUGUGAAGCUCGAGAGCGCGGCGCUGGACUCGCUCUGUCACUGCCGUCCGCCGCGGAGCUCGAGAGACUACUAGCGGCAAUCGAGGACGCGCACUCAAUGUUAACGCAUGAACCGUUCCCAUUGAGUGUUGUGGAGGCGUCAAAAUCCCCCUGCAGUUUAGCCUACCACAAGUACGAGAAGGCCUGGUCACACAUGUUACCCCAACAGUGAAAAUAAUACUAGAUAAUAUAUAUAACUUAAACUAUAUGCAGCCAUGAUAAUAUCAAUACAUUUUUAUCGCUUUUAAUUCAAUUUAACAUAUUAAUAAAAUAGUAUGUAAUAGAUGUAUGGAAAAUAAUCCGUUAAGGGAAAGAUCUCUAAAUAAUUGCUUAAUAUUAUAGUGAGUUGUGCAAUAUAUAAUAAUUUAACAUAAUAAAACCAAUGCUUAAUUAUUUCUUACUUUAACCAACUUCAAAUAUACUGACAAUAUUAUUAUGUAUCCCGAACUAAAUAUAUCAGUAGUUAGUAAAUGUUCAGUAGGUUGUUGGAAACUAUUAAAAUUGAACUAAUGAUAUAUAAAAAAAAUAAUUAUAAAACAGAUAAUUUUCUCUGAGCACAAAUAGUAUGAUGUAUUGCGGUUUAUAUAAAUUCAAAUGUAUCAGUACUUACGCUAUGUAGAUAGGCUAAUUUUGGUCUAAAUAGAAUAUUCAUAGUUAUAUAAAUUUGUACAUGUCUAUCGUAGAAUAGUUCGUGUAAUGUAGUUGAAGCCUUGAAGUAGAAUGUUUCGUAUUAUCUCCAACUCUGCGUAUAUCUGAUGUAUCUUUAUAUAUAUAUUUGUAUUAAUUGAAAUAUCUCCAAUCUCAGCCGUGUUGAAGAUAAAUGUAUUCUGAAACUUGAUAUAAAUAGAUGUUGAAUGAUUUAAGUUGAACGAAUCUAUUUACAAGUUUAACAGAAUAGAUAAUGUGCUUUGUGAUUGAUUUUUUUUUAAAGCAAGUCUUUUGUAGCUUUGUAAACUUAAAGCUAUUGAAAUGAUUUUGCAUUUUUUUUUUAUCUAUGGCUUCGUGUUUGAGGAAACGCUGCUAAAUUAUAUAUUUUAAAUAAAAGUAAUGUUUGUCUAUGCUUCACCUAUAUCUGUCUAUAUCUAUAUCAUGUAAUGUGAAUGAGGCCAUUGUAUGGGCCAUGUGAUAUUAAUAUAAUAUAAGUUAGGCUUAAGAUUAGUUGUGCCCCGGAGGUAUAACACUGUAUAGAUAAGGUUUAGUUUACAUUAUAAAGAAUAUUUCGUUCUUCGAUAUAUUUAACAAUGUAGACCAGGUCUUAUAUUUUGAUGCUUGUAAUACGAUAUUUUUUUUUGUACGAGGCUUUUGUAUGUAAGCGUUACACUUUCGGGGCGCAAAUUCGUAAGUUUUGUAAACUUUUAGUUAAAUCGCUGCAAUAUCCCAAUGUUUAGUAAAUAUGUAUUAAUUUUUUUGACAAUUUUAUUUAUUUUCGUUUUAUUUUGCGAUGAACUCUGACGUGAAUAUAAAACUUUUAUUUUGUAUAAGUCUAAAUACUUAUUCUAAGAAAUAAUUUUUCAUUAUUUUAAUGAUUUUUUUUCUAUUAAAUGUUAUUAUUUUAUUUGUUUUUUGAUGGCAACGUUCGUUAUAUGUAAAGUAAAUUGUUAUGGAAUUUUAUUGAUCGAUUGAAUCUGUGAUUUCAAUUAUUAUUUAUCAUUGAUAUUAUAAUUUAAUAAUUAGUUUGUCUAAUAUCCAAUGCCGUUGUGAUUAUUUGCCAAUUUUUAUUUUUUUGUUAUAAAUUGGGACAUAAAUAUUGGAAAAAAAAAUAUUACGCAUAUGUAUGUAUGAUGCAAUAGUAAUAACAUGAAUGCCGAAUACUCUUGCUAAGGUCACAAUAGAAUCUUGUAAUUCUUCUCAAUUGUUACUGUGAUUAUAUAUAAUCCCAAAUUUUAGAUUAUUGAUAUACUUGCUAACUUAUCUAGUAAAAUUAUUUGUUUAACAAACCGGCUAUGUUAAUGUUUUGUGUAUGUUUGUUUGUAAAUUUCAUUGUUGUGCUGAAAGUAUUAAUAGGAACAAUAAUAAUGUUAAAGUAAAUAUUAGGAGUUUUCAGUAACUGAUGCAAUGUAUUCAUAAACAUGAACAAUUUGUAUCAGACAUGUAGACGUUCUCUGUAUAUUCCGAAAAAAAAUAUAUCCAAUUAGUUUGAAAUAAAUAAUCAAAUACCCUUC
This is a messenger RNA of Danaus plexippus (monarch butterfly), 5975 nucleotides long. RefSeq lists its product as uncharacterized. Bases 161 to 3985 code for a protein of 1274 amino acids. Gene Ontology annotation, molecular function: kinesin binding. NCBI's taxonomy places the organism in Eukaryota, Metazoa, Arthropoda, Insecta, Lepidoptera, Nymphalidae. Gene Ontology annotation, cellular component: endosome membrane. Gene Ontology annotation, biological process: lysosome localization; positive regulation of membrane tubulation; Golgi organization. The record is from RefSeq and is a predicted model, not a curated record. The transcript has 9 exons.